GCGCUCGACGACACGACACCCGAGAGGAACAGAACAGAACAGGGGGAGGAGAAAAGAAUCCACCGCGAGAGUGAGAGAGAAAAGAGAGAGAGAGAGAGAGAGAGUGAAGAAAGUGGAUGAAAACAUCUGAGUUGGACUCGCGGAGACUGACAACACACACACUACAUGUCAAACUGCUUUUACGAGCCUCGUAAACAAACUGACUAAACACUAUGCAGACACGCCUGGGCUACUGACUGACUACGGUUGACAUGAAGAGCGGAAGUAUAGAAGUCUGGCUGAGCGCUGAGCUGCCUCUUAUGUAAUAAGUGGAGAGAAGAGAAGUGGCAGUUUGUUGUUUUCCCCGCGUGCGCGUGUGUGUGUGUGUGUUAUGUCAGGACUGAGCCGUUCUGGCUCUAACGGGACAAAACGGGAAUUCCUUCCUGCUGUCGCUGUCUCGAGAAGUUUAUUUAUCCGGCGCGAGGACAAGCAGCGACCACGGCACGCGGUUGCGCGCCAACAGAACGACAGAAUUCCGAUUCGGAGGAGAAAGUGUAACCGAACCAAAGAUGUUCUUAAUUCUAAAAUAGAACUAGAACGUUCCUGAGUGAACGAACCGACAGGAUUCGUCGGGAGGAGAAAGUGAAGCGAAGCGACCUGAGAGGAGGACAAAGUAGUUUCAAGGCUAUUGCCCGAAGUGGAACUGAGAUUUCACCAACCGGAGACAAUCACGACGGAAAGUUGAACUCGAGAAGAGAAGAGUGUUUUGUUUUGUUUUUGUUUUGAUAGGAGACGGCCUGGAGAGUAGAGUCGAGUGCGUUUGCUUCUGGACACAUGUAUUUCCUCCUUCGGGAUUAAUACAUUUUUAUUCUCCUGGACUCUACUGUGUUUCCAUUUAAUGAGAGUAGAGUGUUCAUGCUACUGGACUGGACAUAUUCAUUUCCUUGAGGAUUGAUACAUUUCCCCUCUACUGUAGCCUACUGUAUGUCCCGUGUUGUUAACGCGUCUGGACUCGACUGGACUCGGUGUCCUCCUCUGCCCCCCACCACCCCCGGAGCAGAGCAGCGCUUACGGUAGAGGGGGCGAGUUGAAGCCCAACACGCUUCACUACAGCCGGCAUGAAGACCCAGGGAGACCCCGGCUUUGCGUUUCCCGACUGGGCGUACAAGGCGGAGUCGUCUCCGGGUUCGAGGCAGAUCCAGCUGUGGCACUUUAUACUGGAGCUGCUGAGGAAGGAAGAGUACCGUGAUGUCAUCGCCUGGCAGGGUGACUACGGGGAGUUUGUCAUUAAGGAUCCGGACGAGGUCGCGCGGCUUUGGGGAGCAAGGAAAUGCAAACCACAAAUGAACUACGACAAGCUAAGCAGAGCGCUCAGGUAUUACUACAACAAGAGGAUCCUCCACAAGACCAAGGGGAAGCGCUUCACCUACAAGUUCAACUUCAACAAGCUGGUGCUGGUCAACUACCCCUUCAUAGACAUGGGGCACGCAGGUGCCGCGGUCCCUCAGAGCGCCCCCCCGGUGCCCAGCGGUGGAGGGGGUGGGGGCCACUUCCGUUUCCCCGGCGACCUGGAGGGGGGCGGCGUCGAGAGGGAGAGGGGUGGUGGAGGUGGAGCUGGGGGGCGUCGCCUAGUCCGCAGCUCAGCAUCCGAAGGCAGCGAGGGGGGGCGAGACCGAGAUCGCGACACACGAGAAGCACUACUGUCUGACCUCGAGGAGGGGGGAGGAGGCGAGAGGAGCGACAGAGGAGGAGGAGGAGGAGGGGGGCAGGAGAGGCCCCGAGGGGGCGUAGCUCACCAGCGUCUCCCGCACGAGGCCGCCUACCGGCCGUACCCCCACCAACGCCCCCCAGGGGGUCAUCAGGAGCCCCCGUCCCCCUCCCCCCACUCCUCACACCUGCCCUUUAGCCCCUCCUCCCACCUGGCCUCCUAUAGCCCCUCCCCCUCCCUCUCCCCUCUGCUAAGCUCCGCCUUCUCCUUCUCCUCGGAGGACAUGUCUCGCUACCUGGCGGCACACGCCCACUCCGUGUUGACCUAUCACCUGUCUCCGCGCGCCUUCCUGCACCACCCCUCUCUGCUGGCCCCGCCCCCAGGACACGGACACGCCCCCGCCACGCUGCCGCACACACACGCGCACGCCGCGCACGGCACACACGCGGCGCAGCACGCAUCCGGGUCCGGGUCGGCUCCUAACUCGGGAUCGUCGGGUUCGCACCCGGACCGGGCGCACCACCACCCCCUGGUGGCGCCAUCGAAGUUCAAACUGCAGCCGCCACCCCUGGGCAGGAAGGGGCGGGACUUACAGAGCCGUCAAUCAUCACUAUGCUCCUCCGGAUUGGGCAGCUCACUCGGCUCCUCCUCACUAGGCUCCUCCCUCUCCUUCGGCAGUGAUCUGAGCUCCGCCUCCGGGUCGGGCCUGGUGUCCCAGUCGUCGUCAACGGGCUCCUUAAAUAGCGCCGGGCUGCCCAAGAUCAAGGUGGAGCCGAUCUCGGACAUCGAGUCGGAGGACGAGGUGUGUGUGACGGACAUGAGUGAGGAGGAGGAGGACGAGGAGGAAGAGGACCUGAAGGAGAACUUCAAGCCCCCCGGAGAGGACCUGAAGGGAGACUUCAAGCCGUUCCACCCGUCGCUACGGCUACACCUUCAUCAUCACCACCACCACCAUCAUCCUCAUCCUCACCAUCCUCCGCAGCGCAGCGCACACCCGCACCCCCACCCAAGGAGGCUCACGAGGAGCCAGCGGGCCUGA
Messenger RNA from Engraulis encrasicolus (European anchovy), 2726 nucleotides. RefSeq names its product Ets2 repressor factor like 3 (gene erfl3). The transcript has 9 exons. Gene Ontology annotation, cellular component: nucleus. Lineage: Eukaryota; Metazoa; Chordata; Actinopteri; Clupeiformes; Engraulidae. Bases 1098 to 2726 code for a protein of 542 amino acids. Gene Ontology annotation, molecular function: sequence-specific DNA binding; DNA-binding transcription factor activity, RNA polymerase II-specific. The record is from RefSeq and is a predicted model, not a curated record. Gene Ontology annotation, biological process: regulation of transcription by RNA polymerase II; cell differentiation.